Prunus dulcis (almond) is the source of this 3481-nucleotide messenger RNA. Its product is annotated as NAD kinase 2, chloroplastic. The record is from RefSeq and is a predicted model, not a curated record. The coding region runs from base 148 to 3219 and encodes 1023 amino acids. NCBI's taxonomy places the organism in Eukaryota, Viridiplantae, Streptophyta, Magnoliopsida, Rosales, Rosaceae. The transcript is spliced from 8 exons. Gene Ontology annotation, molecular function: NAD+ kinase activity. Gene Ontology annotation, biological process: NAD+ metabolic process; NADP+ biosynthetic process.
CCACCCGCCAUUUUGCGGCCAUACAUAUUGUUGUCCAAAACAGAUUCUAUUUUCUCGUCAUCCAAACAAUUUUUACAAACCCAAAAAAAAAAGAAAAAAAAGAAAGAGAGAGAGAGAGGAGGGGAGAGAGGGCAGUGAAAAUUUCAUAUGGUGGCAUGUUGCCUCAGGUGCCAGCUGGCCAUCGUCGUCGACAUGAAUCGGUGUACUUCGUCACCUUCGCAUCUCUGCGCCUUUAAGCCUUGCCAGUUCUCUGGCACCAGCACCAGCCUCUUCGGAUUCGGGUUCGGGUUCGGGUUCGAAUUCCAGAGGAAGGAGCGGUUCAAAAGGCGGCUUAAAUUCGUUCUCAGUGCGGAGCUUUCGAAGCCAUUCGCUCUCAGCUUCGGUUUGGACUCUCAGACCUUUCAGCCUCAUGAUUCAACACAAUCACCUAGGCUUGGCCCUAUUCCCGGAGAUAUUGCAGAAAUUGAGGCUUACUGUCGAAUCUUUAGAAGUGCUGAACGGCUUCAUACAGCAUUAAUGGACACAUUAUGCAAUCCGGUAACAGGUGAAUGUAGUGUUUAUUAUGAUUUCCCAUCUGAGGAAAAACCGCUGUUGGAGGAUAAAAUUGUCUCUGUGAUUGGUUGCAUGAUAUCCCUGUUGAACAAAGGAAGGGAGGAUGUGAUUUCUGGAAGAUCCUCCAUUAUGAAUUCCUUUCGCCUUGCAGAUGUGAGUGUAAUGGAGGAUACGCUUCCUCCACUUGCCAUUUUCAGGAGUGAGAUGAAAAGGUGUUGUGAGAGCUUGCAUGUUGCACUUGAGAACUGGUUGAUACCUGGUGAUGAUCGAAGCUUGGAUGUAUGGAGGAAACUUCAGAGACUGAAGAAUGUCUGUUAUGAUUCUGGUUUUCCUCGCGGGGAGGAUUAUCCAUGCCAUACUCUUUUUGCGAAUUGGACUCCUGUUUACAUAUCCUCUUCUAAAGAGGACAGUAGGUCCGUAGAUCCAGAAGUAGCUUUUUGGAGGGGUGGCCAGGUAACAGAAGAAGGUCUCAAGUGGCUACUGGAGAAAGGAUAUAAAACUAUUGUUGAUCUUAGGGCAGAGACUGUUAAAGACAAUGCUUAUCAGUCAGCCAUAGAUGAUGCUAUUGCAUCUGGGAAAGUUGAAAUGGUCAAAAUUCCAGUUGAAGUUGGGACGGCACCUUCAAUGGAGCAGGUUAAGAACUUUGCACGUUUGGUCUCAGAUUGCAGCAAAAAGCCUAUCUAUCUUCAUAGUAAGGAAGGAGCACUCAGAACUUCUGCCAUGGUCUCCAGAUGGAGGCAGUACUCAACUCGCUAUGGUUUGCAGUUUGUCUCCAAGCAGUUGACCGCUCUCAAUGAUGUGGUACUACGAGAUACAAAUGGGGCAGGGAAAGUGCUUGAGCUUUCCACUUCUGAGAAAAUUUUUCAACUGGAAAAGAAUGAGUCACUGCAAGAGGGACUGGACACAAUUAUUGGUUCAAAUGGGGUAUUGCCCAAAGAAGUUUCUCCGGAUAGGGACGAAACAAAUCAGAGCUUAAAUGGGGCAUAUAAUGACCUUAUGUCUGUCCAAGAUUUGUCAUCAGUAGAACCGGAUCAAAAUGGGGAAGGACCUAGGGUGAACUUUUGCAGGGAAGUUGACCCCCUGAAUGCUCAGGUUCCCCCUUGUAAUGUAUUUUCAAGAAAAGAAAUCUCCGGGUUUCUUGGGGGAAAAAAAAUCUCACCUAACUCUUAUUUUAAUUAUCAGUUGAAAAGGUUGGAGACAUUACCAAUUUCCAGAGUUAUGAAUAUUAAGACAAUGCGGAGAGGUGGGAUUCUUGGUACUGAUUCAGCACCAGAGCUUGUGGAGGUAGGAAAUUCACAUGGGCCACCUUAUGGGAGAGAUCUAUCUCCAGAGGUCCAGACCUCUACUUCUGGCAAUGGGACGCAUUUUACUAGAGUUAGUUCUGGUUCCGUUCUUCCAGUUGUGAAUGGAUUUGGUGAAAGGGAUCAAACAACAGCUAAUGUAUCUACUACUCUGAGCAGUAAUUACGAUGAAAGUGUCUUACCUAAAGAAGUAAAGGUGGAUAGGAAGAGUAAUGGUAGAGCCAAUUUACUUUCAGGUGAUGAUGACCUGGGGUCAAUUGAAGGAAAUAUGUGUGCUUCUGCAACUGGUGUUGUAAGGGUGCAAUCAAGAAAGAAAGCAGAGAUGUUUUUAGUUCGAACGGAUGGAUACUCUUGUAGCCGAGAGAAGGUGACAGAAUCCUCCUUGGCCUUCACUCAUCCAAGUACCCAGCAACAAAUGCUAAUGUGGAAAUCCACACCAAAGACUGUAUUAGUGUUGAAGAAGCUGGGGCAAGAACUCAUGGAACAAGCUAAAGAGGUUGUCUCGUUUAUGUAUUACCAAGAGAAAAUGAAUGUUCUGGUGGAACCAGAAGUGCAUGACAUAUUUGCUAGAAUCCCAGGGUUUGGAUUUGUUCAGACCUUCUAUAGUCAAGAUACCAGUGAUCUGCAUGAGAGGGUUGAUUUUGUGGCAUGCCUGGGAGGAGAUGGGGUUAUACUCCAUGCUUCAAAUCUAUUUAAAGGUGCUGUUCCCCCAAUUGUAUCAUUUAACCUUGGAUCUCUUGGAUUUUUGACUUCCCAUACAUUCGAAGACUAUAUGCAGGACUUAAGGCAGGUGAUCCAUGGGAAUAACACAAGUGAUGGUGUUUAUAUAACUCUUAGAAUGCGGCUCAGGUGUGAAAUUUUUCGAAAUGGUAGAGCAAUGCCUGGGAAAGUAUUUGAUGUCUUGAAUGAAAUAGUUGUUGAUCGAGGGUCUAAUCCGUAUCUUUCUAAGAUUGAAUGUUAUGAACAAGACCGGCUUAUAACGAAGGUCCAAGGUGAUGGGGUCAUCAUAGCCACACCUACAGGAAGUACUGCAUACUCCACAGCUGCUGGAGGUUCCAUGGUGCAUCCAAAUGUUCCUUGCAUGUUAUUUACACCAAUCUGUCCACACUCCCUCUCAUUUAGACCAGUUAUACUUCCAGAUUCUGCAAAGCUUGAAUUAAAGAUUCCAGAGGAUGCUCGAAGCAAUGCCUGGGUUUCUUUUGAUGGAAAGAGAAGGCAGCAACUCUCAAGAGGAGACUCUGUCAGAAUAUCUAUGAGCCAACACCCACUUCCGACUGUCAACAAGCGUGACCAAACAGGUGAUUGGUUUCGAAGCUUGAUUCGUUGCCUAAAUUGGAACGAAAGGCUAGAUCAAAAGGCCCUUUGAAACAUUUGAAACUGGAAAGGAACCUGUUUCACUCUUCGUUGUUGAUCAAGUGUAUAAUAUUGUACAUAUUGUAGAUUAUAGGAAAUCAAACUGAGAGUAAAUAUACUCUUUCUCAAUAGCUCCCACAAGAGGGUGGAAUUUUACGUAUACACUGUCCUUUCUUGUCGAAAGAUUUAACUGUAGAUUGUCAGUAUAGAGCAAUAAAAUUAUACUUAAAACUCUUUUAUGGAUGUAUACGAUUGAUCCAUGCUUUAUUUUCAUA